Pocillopora damicornis (cauliflower coral) is the source of this 1696-nucleotide messenger RNA. RefSeq names its product adenosine receptor A1. NCBI's taxonomy places the organism in Eukaryota, Metazoa, Cnidaria, Anthozoa, Scleractinia, Pocilloporidae. Gene Ontology annotation, biological process: G protein-coupled receptor signaling pathway. The record is from RefSeq and is a predicted model, not a curated record. Gene Ontology annotation, molecular function: G protein-coupled receptor activity. Gene Ontology annotation, cellular component: plasma membrane.
CUUUGAGCAAAUUAAUAGGGUAUGGAGAUUUGACCGAUUUUCGUCAGAUUUCCCCAAAACAUUCUAGGAAUAAUGACAAACGAAGGUGUGUCGGGAAAUUUGAUAUUUGAAACUGAUAGCAACUUUUGAAUUCCAUUUGAACGAACGAAAGGGCUCAUGAAAACCACAAGCAAUUAGUAUACAUUGAAUUUCCGCAUUUAACGUCAGUUGUCGCUUGUCGCUGAAUAGAAAGGUCUCUACCAUUUCGUCCACUACUUUGGUAAGGAUGACUGCCACCCUUAAUCAAGGCAAUGAAGACUUCAAGUCCCAUGUCUUUAUUAUCAACGGAGGCAUACUACUCUUUUUCGCGUUGUUGAUAUCGAUCUCCAAUGGCAUCCUCCUGUUCAUGAUCUACAAAGACCCGCUGAGGAAAUUUCGCAACGCCACCGCAGUUCUUGUGGUCUCUCUGGGCAUAGCAGACUUUCUAACGGGAUGUGUAACCGCCGUGGACGUUGGAAUAGCACAUAUUCUGGAAGGAAUGGAAGUGGGAAAAGUUAUGCUUCAGGCCAAGAUCGUUUCGCAGAUAACCGUGCGCGCGAGUGUUUGUAUCAUGAUCAUUUUUGCGGUUGAACGGUUCAUAGCUAUUGCCUUCCCGUACGUUUAUCGUAACUCCUUGACCAUCCCAAAAACCAUCCUCUGUUGUGUGCUGAGUUGGAUGUUAGCCAUUGUUACAAGCUGUCUGGAGCUGGUAGUGGAGCGAGAUUUGUACGAUGUUGUGUUUCUUUACCUCAUUUUUGUCCUACCACUUCUCACGAUUAUUUUCACAUACUCGGCUGCUUAUUUUAUAGUGCAAUAUCGACAUGGAAGACUCUACAAAAAAGAAAAAAUAUCCAGGCGAUCGGCUGAGAUGCAGAAGCAACUGAUGACGACUGCCUGUCUGAUAAUUCUUGUCUUCUUCGUUUCUCUCGUUCCGUUUUGGUUAUUCACCACCAUCCGGCGUUACUGCAAAGAGUGUGUUCAUCAAAAAUGGUGCAUUGCAGGUUAUCGACUGUCCAUCCCGAUUCUGUACAGUAACUCUGCCCUAAACCCGUUGUUGUAUGCCUGGAGAAUGCGGCCAUACCGUCAAAGCUUUCAAGCCUUAUUUCUCAGAAAACAAAGUAGUGUAAGGGGAACAAGUCAAAACGAAUUCCCUCCAGACGAAGGCAACGAAACUAAACUGGUCGAUGAAUUUUGCGAAGAGACUAAAUUAUAGAUAAAACUUUAAGGAGGAAAUUUAUAAUAUAAAUUAUAUCUAAUCACUGUUCACCAAAGAUAAAAUAUGUUCAUUUUUAUGGACAAAUUUCUGCCUUUCCAUAAAGUCAACACAAAGAAAGCUCCCACUCACUGUAGAAAAACUCAUCACAAAUACCGGUCACCUGAAUAUGUUUUGUGUUAUUGUAGAAUUCUGCUAUGAUGCAUGUCAUUUAGCAAUUUCAGGUAUAACCUACUCUAAUAACUUUGCAGAAUCCACAGCGCUCUGUGUCCAAUCGUCGGUUGAAAAGGUUAUCGAUAUAUUUGUCGGCACCACAACCUUUUCGCUUGAGUAGCGUUAUCAAUGCUUUGUAAUCAAGAGUAACUGUCACAAAAAAAGACAAGAAGAUAAUAUCAAGUUGAAGUUUAAAUAGCUAUACCACAGAUCUCAAAUGGUAGACUUUAUAUUAAACACCACUUUUCUAGA